This is a messenger RNA of Dendrobium catenatum, 1440 nucleotides long. RefSeq names its product dehydrodolichyl diphosphate synthase 6. Lineage: Eukaryota; Viridiplantae; Streptophyta; Magnoliopsida; Asparagales; Orchidaceae. The transcript has 3 exons. Gene Ontology annotation, biological process: polyprenol biosynthetic process. Gene Ontology annotation, cellular component: endoplasmic reticulum. The record is from RefSeq and is a predicted model, not a curated record. The coding region runs from base 389 to 1234 and encodes 281 amino acids.
ACGUGAGGCGCGGCUUUAAAGCCUUGAGGAAAAUCCAAUCGGUCCGUCUUUAAAGCUUUGAGGCGCCCUCAACAAAAGUGAGGAAGCCGCGCCGAAGCCCGCCGCAACGAAACUUCGUGACGGGAACUCGCUGGCGGCAGGCAUCGAUGGAACCGGCAGCGAGUGAUAGAGAUGUGGAAUUCGUGAAGGAAGAUCGCUGAGGUCAGGCAUCGACGGGAGUGUUGGCGUGUCGAGAAGAAGAGAGCUCGCUGGGGGCAGAGCGGCAGCUAAUUUGAGUUAAAUUAGUCGAAUCCCCCGAUUUAGCAAAUCCAUGAUUUAAGGAACUCGUCUCUCUGUGUUGCUUGUUUAUCUGUAAAAUAGAUCUUGAAGCUCAUAAGUUUGAUCAAAGAUGCCUACUUUCUUUGAAAAAUUAUGCUACAUGGUUCGUCGAUGUAUCUUUUAUGUUCUGUCAAUUGGUCCCAUGCCAAAUCAUAUUGCUUUCAUCAUGGAUGGGAAUCGUAGAUAUGCAAACAAGCGAAGCUUGGAAAGAGGCACUGGUCACAGGGCUGGAUUUUCUGCCCUCAUCUCUAUUUUGAGAUAUUGCUAUGAAAUGGGAGUUAAGUAUGUCACCAUAUAUGCCUUCAGCAUUGACAAUUUCAGACGAAAACCAGAAGAGGUUCAGUCAACCAUGGAUCUGAUGAAGGAGAAGAUUGAUGAAUUGCUCAAAGAACAGAGCUUUGUGAAUGAAUAUGAGGUUAGACUUAAUUUCUGGGGAAACCAUAACCUUUUGAAUGAUCCUUUGAGGUUGUCGGUUGAAAAAGCAAUGAGAAGCACAUGUCAUAAUACAGGACCAGUGCUAUCUGUGUGUGUGGCUUAUACUUCUACAGAUGAAAUUGCGCAUGCGAUUGAAAUGUCUUGUCAUGAAAAGAGGGAUCUGAUGAAAGAGCUACAUGCUUGUGGUUGCAAAAAUGAUUUUUUUGAAGAAUUUGAUAUGCAAAGUGUUAUUUCAGUAGCUGAUUUUGAGCGGCAUUUGUACACUUCUGGUUGUCCAGAUCCAGAUAUAGUCAUCAGGACUUCGGGUGAGACUCGCCUCAGUAACUUCCUUCUAUUGCAGUCUAGUUUUAGUCACUUGCAAAAUCCAACUCCUCUCUGGCCUGAUUUCUCUUUCAGUCACUUAGUAUGGGCCAUUUUGAAGUACCAGAGGGGGCACCCUUAUUUACAGGAGAGAAGUAGAAGAAGUAAAAAGAUGGAGUGAAAGACGGUCACUCAGAUAAAAAGAGAAAACUAAGGCAUUCCUUGGAAUUUUUAGAUUGUAAUAGUUGCUUGGUUGAAUUCGGAAUCAAGUUACCAUGGACUGUACACCAUGGAUUUGUACCAUAAUUCUAUCAAUGUAUCAUUUACAUUGAAGAUGCAUUAAAUUAGAUAGUAAUAAUAUAAGUAUUUCUAUGUGCUAAUUUGGUU